AUGUCGGGAGGGUUCACCGGCGCGGCGCUCGUCGCGCGCGUCGACGGAUUCGAGGGUGCCGCAGGCUUUGAAGCCGGGCCGACCGCGCUAAUCGCGCCAACGCUCCUCAGUGGCGCAGCCUGCGUGGCUUUCGGCUCAACCUUGUGGUUUGACCUCCGACUCCUGCGCGGCAAGGUCGGGUGCCGAACGAGCGCGUUUCUGUUUUACCUUCCGGCGAGGUACCUGGGUAUCCUCUCCAUCGUGCUCCUCAUGGUGUACAACGAUACACUUCUGGCCAUGGAACUCACGUCCGUUAGACGGGUUUGUUGGGCCCUCUCUAUGCUGUCUGCGAUAUUCUCCUCCGCUAUCAUGGUCGUCAAGUCCUCCUCUCUUGCACGACAUUCCUACUUCAUGCUGGCGCAAGAGUUACUCUGGCUUGGCUUCGCCAUUAUCCAGAUGAGACUUUUGGGAUAUACCCGCAAUCCUUCGAUGACGCCCCAUCAGCUAGGUUGGCAGUUCGCAGACGGUGCAAUAGCCGUGGUUCUCUCCACGUGUAAUUUCGCCGCCCCUCUCUACUCGGUCUUUUGGAAGACAAGGGACGAGCAUCAUUUCAAUAGGAAUGACUGCUGGAAGAUGGCCACGGACGCAUGCAUACUGGAGUUCGGAACCGUAUGGGUGUUGACGACGCUCACAUGCAUCCUAUUCUUUUUUGACCAAAAUAAGAAUGCCUGGCGGAGCUUCACCACCUCAUCCGUUAGCUAUAUAGUAAGCUUGGUCAUCUCGUGGCGGAUCUACCACAAGUUCAUGAUGCACACCCGACACUCCGCCUCCGACACUCAAUGUCCUUUCGCCGACAACUCCGUGCUGCUGCCCGUCGUCCGCGCCUCGUUCGCCUUCGUCUCCGCCAAGCUCAACUUGCCAGCGCGCUCCGCCGCCGCUUCGGGUGCCCUACGCGCCGUUUUCCCGAAGAUGACCCUGGGUUGCUGCCGCGGUCCCAGGAUCAGGUCGGUCGAAGAGGGUCGGGUGUCGAUCGUCACGACCUCGCGCCGGCCAGGCACCAGUCGCGGCGCGCGAACGCACCAGCGUGCGUGCCGGCCCGAGGACAAGUCGCACUCGACCUACGCGCAGACGAGCCUGUUCGACUCGCGCGCGGGGUAG
Epithele typhae is the source of this 1137-nucleotide messenger RNA. RefSeq lists its product as uncharacterized. Lineage: Eukaryota; Fungi; Basidiomycota; Agaricomycetes; Polyporales; Epitheliaceae. The transcript is spliced from 12 exons. The record is from RefSeq and is a predicted model, not a curated record. Bases 1 to 1137 code for a protein of 378 amino acids.